CAGCUCGGGCUUCCUGCUCGGUUGAACACGUGGUUCCGUGUCAGCCUCCCUGCCUGUCUGUCAGUGUGUGAAGGUUUUCUUCUCUCACUCCUCUCCCCUCUAUCCUCCCGUGCCACACAGCAGACUUCCUUCUCUCGUGACUCUGUCCCACCCGCACCUCCUCCUGCUCCUCCGCGUGCGGCUACACUUAGCUUCUCCUCUUUGCUACGGCUCGCGUGGACUACCGACAUCCAGGCCGCGGUCCCUUCAACGUGUAUCUUCUCAAUAGAGUGUGAAAGUGUGUGUGUGCGACAGAGAUUGUGUGUGCGUGUGCGCGCACCCGCAGCCGGUCUCUCCGUGUUCUUUCUCCCCCGCCAUCCCUCCUCGUUGUUCGGUCAUGACGCUGGAAUCGAUCCGCUACCGGGCCGGGUCUCUGCAGAUCCUGAACCAGCUGCUGCUGCCACACCAGACUACUUACGAGGAGAUCCGUUCGGUGCAGGACGCUUACGAGGCCAUCAAGUCCAUGAAGGUGCGGGGCGCCCCGGCCAUCGCCAUCGUCGGCUGCCUCAGCCUUGCUGUGGAGUUGCGAGCGGGCGCCGGGGGCGAUGACCCCGUGACCUUCAUCAGGGAGUCUCUGUGCCACCUGACCUCGGCUCGGCCCACCGCCGUCAACAUGGGCCGCGCCGCCCGAGAGCUGAUGGAGUUCGCUGAGAACGAGAGCAUGGAGAAGAACUCCGAGCAACUCAGAGAAAGUGUAAUCUCCUGGAUCGAAGACAUGCUGGAGCGUGAUGUCAACGACAACAAGAAGAUCGGUAACUAUGGCGCCCAGCACAUCCUGUCCGGCGUUCCGAGGGACUCCGUGACCAUCCUCACACACUGCAACACCGGCUCGCUCGCCACCGCUGGAUACGGGACCGCACUCGGCGUGGUGAGAAGCCUCCACACGCUGGGCAGGCUGAAGCGUGUGUACUGCACGGAGACGAGGCCGUACAACCAGGGGUCCAGACUGACGGCGUACGAGGCGGUCGCAGAGGGAAUCCCCGCUACCCUUAUCACGGACAGCAUGGCGGCCCUGACCAUGAGAGAAAUGAACAUCACAGCUGUGGUGGUGGGUGCAGACAGGGUGGUCGCCAACGGUGACACGGCCAACAAGGUGGGCACGUACCAGCUGGCCAUCUCCGCAAAGCACCAUGGGAUUCCCUUCUACGUGGCCGCACCCAGCACGUCAUGUGACCUGAGCCUGGAGAGCGGCAGGGACAUCAUCAUCGAAGUGCGCCCCCCCGAGGAGCUCACCAGUAUAAACGGAAUACCCAUCGCUGCCCCUGGUAUCGAGGUGUGGAACCCGGCGUUCGACGUGACCCCUCACCAGCUCAUCACGGGAGGCAUCAUCACAGAGCUGGGGGUCUUCCUCCCCUCUGAGCUGCAGGCGGCCCUCACCGGCCGCCUCACCGCCCUCUAGAGCCGCUCAGCGCCACCUGCUGGUCUGUGUGCACCACUGCACCUUAACGUUCACACACUCAAAGACACUCUCAUUUCAUCACAGAACACACACAGUCAUAGUUGUGGACUCAUUUUCUGUUGGUCACUGCACAGUCACUGGUACAUGUCGGUGGUGCACACACAAGAAGACAGUGUUCUUCAGUCUCACACACACACACACACACACACACACACACACACCGCAGGGAGUCAAGCAGACACAUGUGCAGUCUCCCCUUUUCUUUUACGUCCCUUUACGUUUUUUUCUGUGGUCUUUCCAUUUCACCCUUGUCUUCCAUCCCAUUUUUCAUUCUCUCCUGCCACCUCCUUCUCAAAGGCUUCUGCAACGAAAAGGGCUCAGCUGGACUCAAUCCUGAAUAUUGUAUUUGGCAAAAAAAAGACAAAUGUUCAGGGCUUCUUUAAUUGCAAAAAAAAAAUAUUGAUCUUGAAGUAGUGUUUUUUUCACAGCCAUGUUUAUUUAAAUGCUGCUACCCACUUUGUAAAUAUACAUAAUCUUGACGUUAGUGUGUGUACAUAUGUAGAAAGCUAACCCCUGUUACUAAAAGGUACUGCUAUUUUAACCAAAUGUGUGGUUAUUUGAAUUUUAAAUUUGACAUUCAAAAUGUUAUAUUAACAUUUACUUUAUUUGGUUUCACUUAGAAACCUUUUGUAGAAGAAUAAAUAAACGUAUGGCUCAUAAAUCUCACAGCCAGAGUUUUAGUGAACGUAUUUCACUCUCGUUUUUACCCCCUGCGGCAAAAUUUGGAAACUCUUGAUUGGUCCUCGUAAGUCAGCUGAAGCCUAUGAAGAUACAUGGCUGUGUUUAUACCUCACUCCUUGUUUGUAUCUUGCUAUUCCCAGUUGUAAUGUAUCAUACCACACUUGUAUUCUCAUAAUGUAAUUAUAUAUAUAUGUAACCAUACUUAUUUCAGCACCAUACACAUAUUCACCAUACUGCACAGGACGCUCUGUACGAAUGAAAGAUCUACACAAAAAAAGGGAAAUUGUGUCAUCUUUGCCAUAACAGCUUUUGCUGAGAUCUCAGAGGUGUGUUAUGCUGAUGUAUUUCUGCUAUACAGGCAUCACCGUUAAAGGAAUAGUUCACCCUAAAGCAAAAGUUGGGUUAGCCAACUUAAUUGAUGUUUGUGCCACUACAAAAUACAUAUGUAGCUUCAGGCUUAUCUCAAAAUAUCUUUAAACAAUAGGUGAUCGCUUCUCCCAGGUGGCAAAAACUAGCAAUUAACCCAUCACCUGUAGUCUUGACAUAAUUGUGCAGAUAUCUUAAAAGUAUUUAGAGAAACAUGACGUAUACUCAGAAGUUGAAAAGGGAAAUCUGAGGCUAAAUAGUUUGGCUAUAAAAUCAAAACUUUAUUUUGAGGUGAACUAUUUCUUAAAGAUUAUUCUCACUGAGUGUCUAGACUCAGUGAGCUGUGCGACACAAGGCGUGUUGGCAUCAACAAUCAGAAUGUAAUGUUCAACUCAGAUGGAUUUUCUUUCGUCAUUCAGGACAGACAGUAUUUCAGACACUUGGCCAUGUUGUGGCUUUGUGCUGUUCCGAAUGUGUUUCAACUGUUUGGACUAUCCCUCCUCAGACUGACUUCCACCCGACUACUCCAUGAGAUCAGGGCCAUGGGCGACCCAGUAGUUAGACAGGACCCCUGAAGAUGGAAACAAAAUAAGUUUGAAGGGCAGAAAUGUUUGAAUUCAACUUUAAUUUGCAGACUAAACAACGGGGGAAAUUGUUUAUCCAGCACUGAAUACAAUUAGUCAAUUAAAAAGUAAUCAGUCAUUAUUUUGAUAAAAUACUCACUUCCGUUAUUUUUAAAUAAGACUAGCAAACAGAAGUUUUGUUUUUGUUUUAUGUUCAUCAUUCAUUUGUAACCCUACCUUUUUAUAAUGCACCAAUAUUGACCAUAGUAACUUUGCAGAAGCCAGUUUUAAAUCCUGACUGUAACCUACUAUUAACACAUACUAUUAACCAGUAAACUGGUAUUGAUUAUGAAGCUCCAUAGAAAUGUCCCAGAUAACUCGAUCUGUUCGGGACACACCCGCUCGCUGCACUGAAUGUCACAGGGCCAGUUUUCGGGGGGGCCCACACUGCUCACUGCCUUACAGGUGCAGCACCAUUAUAGCUCACUGACGGAGCUGGAAUCAUGACCGGAGAGACAGCAGUCCUUCCUUCACCCUGCUUUCUGACCUCACACGCUUCCCUUGUGGACUUUUGUGUUUCACUUCAUUAAUUUAAACAUAACAUUUAUAACCUUUCGCACUCUGCAGGACAACCGAGUCACCCAGAGAAAACCCACAAAAAAAAGCUUAAUGUCAAGAAUAAUCACUGCAGAAUCCAUAGUAUCAUUGCUGUAAUAUAAGCUCACUUCUUCCUUUAUCUUCCUACUCUUCGUUUGUCCUCCUUUUACCCAUUAAACCUCAACUCACAAAGAUGCUGUUAGGUCACACAUGAGUGUAAAAGACACUUUUCUUUCCUUUUGUUUUGUACAGUUCAAGACAUCACGUGUUUGGGAGCAACUUUAGACGAUGUUCCAGACAUAUGUAGCAAAUUUGUAGCGGUCAGACCCGCUAGGUAUUAUUUUGGUUUUUUUAAUCUUUGAGAGGAACACCAUUUUUGUUUGUCUGUACAUCACGAUUAUAACUGUUAUGCUGU
Messenger RNA from Trematomus bernacchii (emerald rockcod), 4120 nucleotides. RefSeq names its product methylthioribose-1-phosphate isomerase 1 (gene mri1). Gene Ontology annotation, molecular function: S-methyl-5-thioribose-1-phosphate isomerase activity. The coding region runs from base 377 to 1438 and encodes 353 amino acids. The record is from RefSeq and is a predicted model, not a curated record. The transcript is spliced from 6 exons. NCBI's taxonomy places the organism in Eukaryota, Metazoa, Chordata, Actinopteri, Perciformes, Nototheniidae.